AGACUGAAGGGUUUAAUGUCAGCGCGAUCACAGUUUACCGGUGAUUUAUUUAUUUUGUCGGGGUUAUAGGAAGAUCUCCGCUAUCUGACGAGACUAUGGUUCAAAUAGUCAUAAGAGGCAGCGUGGACGGCUGCAGUCCUCCUGAGUGGCUGCUGGUGGAGCUGCAGGGGGAGAUGGUUUCCAGACACAACUCCGGUCUGGCCGGAAACGUGAUGGGAGACCUGCUCUACACCAAAGAGGGGGUGCCAGUGCUCAUUGUGGGACACCACAUUCUCUACGGGAAGCAGGUCAAACUGGAGAAACCCUUCGCUGUCCUCACCAAGCAGUCCGGCCGUCUGCAGGAGACCCACGACGAUAACAGCGAUGACGUCACACAGGUUCCCAUGGAAACAAACCAACAAGGACCCACCUCCACCUCUUACUCCGUGACGGCCCUCAUCAAACGCAAGCUGAUCUUUAAGACGCGCCCCAAACCCAUCAUCACCAACGUGCCCAAGAAGGUGUAGCUGUGUGUCCUCGCUGCGCCGCAGGUGUGUGUGACGGUCACACGCUCUGACCCGGACCGGACUGUGCAGCUGAUCAAUACCGCACCUCAUACUGAUCAAUACAGACACCUUUCCCCUGGACGGAUGCUGAGGAGAGACGUCAGCGAGGCUCCUCCUGAGUCUUGUGUUUUUCAUGAUGGUCUUCGUGCUGCUUCAGAGACGUUUGCACAGACAGGAAUCUCACUGUGGAGGAAAAACUGAAAAUUUUAUGAAAAAAAUUAAUAAAGAAUUUUGGAGAUCGA
Messenger RNA from Plectropomus leopardus (leopard coralgrouper), 787 nucleotides. It is a transcript of the gene chtf8, whose product is annotated as CTF8, chromosome transmission fidelity factor 8 homolog (S. cerevisiae). NCBI's taxonomy places the organism in Eukaryota, Metazoa, Chordata, Actinopteri, Perciformes, Serranidae. The record is from RefSeq and is a predicted model, not a curated record. Gene Ontology annotation, biological process: mitotic sister chromatid cohesion. Gene Ontology annotation, cellular component: Ctf18 RFC-like complex.